Mollisia scopiformis is the source of this 1192-nucleotide messenger RNA. RefSeq lists its product as uncharacterized. The record is from RefSeq and is a predicted model, not a curated record. The coding region runs from base 221 to 1081 and encodes 286 amino acids. The transcript has 2 exons. Lineage: Eukaryota; Fungi; Ascomycota; Leotiomycetes; Helotiales; Mollisiaceae.
CACUUACAGUUGCUUACUCCGAACUUUAAAUCCUACCUUCUCCUUUGGACUCGCAUCCGCUCCUUCAGAUACCGGGCACGAAGAUACCAUCCCGUCCACGUGACUCUCCUGAAGGGAUGUUUCGUUUCAGCCACAGGGGUUCGUCCCGUCCCUCCUUACUUCCUUCUUGCCUUCUAGAAGCCAGCCUUUUCCCCUCCUACUUUAUUCAUCAAGCAAAAUAAUGAACAGCUCAACAAUCCGUCGUUUAGUCCAAGGGACCAAAACCCGGAUCAAAGCAGCCAACACACCUCGAGACGAUAUUCUGAAAGCUGUUGAAUAUCAAAAACUUCUGAGCCUCGUAGAUGAACUUGACUUUUUGUUAGCGAGUUUGGCUGAGAUGGAUGUUUAUGCGAUGAAGGAUUUUGAGGCGAUUGCUGGAGUCAAAGAGCAGAGGAAAGGUUUGGCGGAGGUAUUGAGAAGAUUGUUGUCUGAUAGUGCGCAUGCGAAUAGCGAUGGGCGAGCGAUCAACAGGUGGCGUUAUAAGAAAAAGUUACAUGCUGUUUCCAAGGAGCUUGUGAGGGGUGUUGAAGGUGAUGUUUUGAGGUUAAGGGAAGUGUGCUCGAGAGCCUCUGAACCUGCUUCGUUCUCGACGGCUGUUGAAAAUAACCAGACCGAAAACUCGAUCUAUCACAGAACAGUAGAAACGCCACCGCCGAAUUACUUCGAUACUUCCGUCCGCAACCCAAGACCAGAAACCUCAGUCGAGCUCCCCACCACAGCCCAAUCUCCUACCAUCAUUCCACCAUCCCAUCCUCCCACCACCAACUCCAACAUUGCAAUCUCCUCAACCACCACCCACCCCCGAGGCUGCAUCCUCAUUCUCUCUCUAGUAGCAACAUUCGUCCUCUUCAGCUGUAUCUCCGGCCUCUACUUCACUCUAAACAAAAGCCUGGGAUACAGUAUGGGAGAUGCAUUUACGCUCGCAGGAUACAUCAUUGCAGUUGGGACUCUGGUCUCCAGUGCUGCGUUGGCGAGGCAUUGGCCUAGUUGUCGGUGUUGGAAGGGGAAGGAUAGAGCAUGUGGAGAGGUGGGGGAUGGUUGAGGAUCGAGAGGUCGGAAGUGAAGUUUCGGGAGGUGGGCGAAGUUUGGAAAAGGGGUUGGAAGGCGAUGUUCGGCUGCUCGGUGUGUGCUUAUUCUUCAUUUCUAGUCAAGC